Molecule: messenger RNA, 1467 nt
Organism: Tigriopus californicus
Lineage: Eukaryota; Metazoa; Arthropoda; Copepoda; Harpacticoida; Harpacticidae
Gene: Mdh2
Product: malate dehydrogenase, mitochondrial-like
Exons: 1
Coding region: 303-1355 (350 amino acids)
Biological process (GO): carboxylic acid metabolic process; tricarboxylic acid cycle
Cellular component (GO): cytoplasm; mitochondrion
Molecular function (GO): L-malate dehydrogenase (NAD+) activity
Source: RefSeq, a predicted model, not a curated record
GGCAUCCAUCAAGUCCAUCCAGCGACGUCCUCAGGCUAUAUUAUUCUAUUGGUUAGCUCCUUGUGCCUUUGCCUUUGCCUUGAUCGUACUUGGCUAGUCCCCUUCUGACAAGACCUCUCUCUCUGUGUGUGUGUGUGUGUGUCCUCGAUUUCGUCCUCUGGGCCCGCUCGAGUAUUGCUUGUUGAGUUCCAAAUCCGCUCCCGGUGUCUGAACUCUUCUUCGUCUCGCGGAUUCUAGCUCUCGCCCGGUUCGCCUUCCUCGAUUUCUCUAUCCUCUCCCCAUUGUCGGUCAUCUUCAUCGUCAUGCUUAACUCCGGCUUGAUCUCGCGAGUCUUGGCCCACCCGGCCAUGGGCUCAGGCGCCACCCGGGCCGCUGCGGCUCGCUCGCUCUCCACCUCCAGCUCGCAAUCGGCCCGUGUGGCCGUGAUGGGCGCAUCAGGCGGGAUUGGUCAGCCCUUGUCGUUGCUGCUCAAGCUCAAUCCGGCCGUGACGCACUUGAACUUGUACGACAUCGUGCACACGCCCGGCGUGGCCGCCGAUCUGUCCCAUUGCGAGACGCGGGCCGUCACUCAGGGCUUUGUGGGCGAUGACCAGCUCAAGGCCUCGCUCGAAGGCGCCGAGAUCGUAGUCAUCCCGGCCGGUGUGCCCCGCAAGCCCGGCAUGACCCGCGACGACUUGUUCAACACCAACGCCUCGAUCGUGGCCAACUUGGCUAAGGCCGCGGCCGAGGUCUGUCCCAAGGCGUUUGUGGCCAUCAUUUCCAACCCGGUGAACAGCACGGUACCCAUUGCCAGCGAAAUCUAUAAGAAGGCCGGCGUGUACGAUCCAUUGCGGAUCUUUGGCGUGUCCACCCUGGACGUGGUGCGGGCCAAUGCCUUUUUGGGCGAGGCCAAGGGCGUGGAUCCGGCUGAUGUCAACUGCCCGGUGGUGGGCGGUCAUGCCGGUAUUACCAUCAUUCCCCUCAUCUCCCAAUGUUCGCCCAAGAUCGAAUUGCCCGAGGAUAAGCUGAAGGCCAUGACCGAGCGCAUCCAAGAUGCCGGAACCGAGGUGGUCAAGGCCAAGGCCGGUUCGGGAUCAGCCACGCUGUCCAUGGCUUACGCCGCGGCGCGCUUCACGGACUCCCUCAUCAAGGCCACCCAAGGCCAAAGCGGGGUGGUUGAGUGCUCUUACGUGGCUUCCGAUGUGACUGAGGCGCCCUAUUUCGCCACCCCCAUUUUGUUGGGCCCCAACGGUGUGGCCAAGAACUUGGGCUUGGGCACGCUCUCACCCUUUGAGGAAGGUCUGCUAAAGGCGGCUAUACCGGAGUUGAAAAAGAGUAUCGCCAAGGGUGUGGAAUUUGUCAACAAGAACUAUUAAGGCCAGACCAGAUCCACGGCUCUUAUCCGUUAUUGAAACCAAUUGGAUGCUGAUUUAUAAAUAUACAAGAAAGAUCUUACCUAAAAAUCCAAAUAUACCGCGAAACACCACU